This is a messenger RNA of Mustela erminea (ermine), 9678 nucleotides long. It is a transcript of the gene PRDM11, whose product is annotated as PR/SET domain 11. The transcript has 8 exons. The record is from RefSeq and is a predicted model, not a curated record. Gene Ontology annotation, molecular function: protein binding. Bases 5707 to 9612 code for a protein of 1301 amino acids. Lineage: Eukaryota; Metazoa; Chordata; Mammalia; Carnivora; Mustelidae.
GGGGGCCCGGGGCGGCGCGGGCGCGGGCUUGGGGGGGGGCGGUUCGUCCCGGCCCCGAGGUGGGUUAACCCUCGGCAGGUAGCUGCCGCCGCCGCCGCCGCCGCUGCGGGAUUCGGGGGCCGCCCCUCCGCCUCCUUCCUCCCCGCUCGCUCCUCGCUCGCUCGCCUUGUUACAAUGUAGCCUUUUCUCUGCGCCGACGUUCCGCCCGCUGACGGACGUGGCCGCCGACCAAUGGGAGCGGCGGCCCGGGCCGAGCGUUCGGAAUGAGAACGCGGUGACAGGGGCGGGGCGGAGCGCGGAAUGCUGGAGGGCUCUCUGCGGCCGCUGGCCUAGUUCUGGGGGGCACUUUCGGCUCGCUGCAUGGGGCUGAUGUCGGGGGCUCCGGCCCUUCAGGAGGCGGUGGGGGCCUCUUCCAACGCCGCCCGCGGCGACUUCCCGGAGGUGGCCGAGCCGGGGGCCGUUUCUUUAAUAUAUUUUAAGUCUUAGUUGCCGCGUAGACUCUUCGGGAAAUCUCUCUGGAGCGUAGCCUCCAUCCCCCACUCGCAAUCCCCAAGGUGCUCUCUUCUGCAGGAACUGCAGAAACUUGGCGGCCAGUGACCUUUCUCCGGUCAAGGCCAGCACGCCCUAAGCAAGUCGCCGCAAAGAGCAUAACACAUUGCUUGAGCGUUGGGCGAUGCUGGUUGAAAAGUUGCUUCUGUCUUGAACUGGGUUAGGCGGGAGGGGUUUGACCCCUGGGAUGGGCUGGGACUUAGGAGAGAAUAAUGUUCAAUCUUUCUUCGUAGACGUUGGCUUCAUGUGGGGAAAGGCUGUGGUAUAUAAUUUAGAGUGGCUGAGAGGAAACACACCCAGUUCUUUGUGCUCAGGGACAGGAGGCAAUAAUGAGAGAUUGCUCUUGAUGCCUGGAAACCCUAUAAACUUAGGGGGGUUUGUCUGGGCUGGGGCAAAAGAAUUUUCCGUGGUGCCAUAUGCCAGUGGCACCCAAGCUGGCCUUUGUCCACAGUACCCUUGAGAGGAAGGGAGCUGUUAGGGAGGUGGGGUCCUGGGUCUGAGUCUCUAACAGGCUGUGGUGUCCUUACCUGUGGGGUGGGGGCAUGGUGUUCACCCACCAGCUCUCUGAGAGGUGAGGUGGGCAGAGUUCUGUGUGGCCAAAUGUCUCAGAGCCUGCUGGGAAGAGUCCCAUAUGAUUGCUUGAGUUUAAGGAAAGUGGUUCUCUGUUGGGAGUCCUUCCCCCACCACCGUGUUAUAACUGUAUGACUUUGGAUUUGGCACGGUUACCUUUGAUCUCUCUGAACCUUGCUUCUCCAUCCUGAAAAUGGAGCCAACAGAACCUGUGUGGCAAGGCAGUUGUGAGAUUAAAGGUGAUAGAGAUAAAAUGCCUAGUCUGUGCUCCACACAUGAUUCGAGAAGUGUUGUUCUCUAUCUGGGAUUAUUGUGGAACCUACUAUCCCGGGACCAUCAGAAUUGCCCAGCCCAAGACCAUCCGAUUCCAGACAGGGCCUCCAAGGAGCAGCUGGGGCAUGGGCUAGUUCUCUUUCCUAAUGACAUUCUCAAAGACAAGGGGUUCCCCCUCCCUUGUCCCAAGAGCCCCGAUCAGCCAUCACAACCAGCACUUCUAUCCAUCAUUGACAUGAGUUAGAGUUCUGUCCUCCAGACCCCUUGGAUUGAUGUGUUUCAUAAAUUUGUUUUCUUUGGUGUCAGUAAGACUUCUGUCAUUUGAAUCUUUCCUCUCGGAGUCUUGGAUGUGGAGAUGGGGUUUCCCUGGUUCUAGGUCACUGGCAAGUGUGAAGUAAAGACCAUCGGACUAGGAGUCAGGAGUCACACGUUUAUUCAGCUGCCUCGUUGGCCCAUCCCCUUGGCUUUAUCAUAGUCAUGACCGGCGCACAGCAUCCAAGGCCGUCCCUUGCCUCCUGUCCAUCCUCAGGAAAUAUUCUGAGCCUCCGAACUGUCUACCUGCAGCUUCCCCUCCUUGCCAGUCUCCACCUCACAAUCAGAGUGAUCCAUUCCGAAAAAGCUCACAUCAGGCCUCUUGUUUCUUUCUUAAAACUCAGAAGAGUCUUCUCAGCUUUUGGGAUAAAGAACCAAAUCGCCCCCAUGACCUAAAAGCUCUGGAGUGAUCUGUCCCCUGCCCCUUCCUCAGCCUCACCUCACACCCUCCCCCCAGAUCUCCCUGCGCUCCAAGUUUAGUUCUCUCCUGCAUGUGCCCCGCCCUUCUUCUGGAAUACUGGACCGCUUAUGAUCUAAUGAAUGAGUUGAGACUGGUAAGGGCAAGGUGGAGCAGGAUACUGUCUGGGUAGUUCUUGAUACUAACCCCUAAACAUUUCCAGUUCACCCAGGCACAGGGAAGGAUUGAAUCUGGGGACCCUUGUGCUUGGGUGGGGCUGUGUGGCUGGUGGGUGAGUUAUGAGCUUCAGUGACACAAAUCAGGUUGGGCCAAAGCAUCUAGUGGCCAGUGCACAAGCCUCCAGAGUGUUCUUUUCCUGUGGCAUGGCAGGUAGCGGCAGGUGGGAUGGCGGCUGCCUUUGCUAGUCUGUGUCCCUGGGUGGCUGUGUGGCACAGAUCCCCUUGACAAUGUCCCACGAUGGACAUGUAGCUUGAAUGAUAACUAAACCUUUGUUGUUUGCAACCACUGAGAUUUGGGGGUUGUUUGUUACUACAGCAUAACCUAGCCUGAACUGACCGAUACAAGGACUAGAGGAACAUUCCAGGCUGAGACAAGUACAUACACACUUGUCUCGGGACUCGGGAAGGCUCACCAUUAGCAGCCAGGGUGACCCUUCGGACAAACAAAUGUGAGUCUAUCAACCCCUGCCUGGAAAACUUUCAGGGACUCCCAAUGCUGUUCGGAGAAAGCUAGAAAUCAUUUAGCUGCCUUCCAGACCCUGUGGGGACACCGUUUUGCAUCCCUCCAUUCGCUAUGUUCCACCUGACAUGGCGCAUUGUCCCGUCAGCCCUGACCAUGCACCGCAUUCCCCCUGCUUAGGCUUCCUCAUCCAUCUUUCAGCUUCCACUUCACCUCUUCAGGGAAGCCCUCCCUGAUUAGGUGGAGCCCUGCAUGACAGCCUCUCCUGACCCCAUGUACCUCUCCUUUGCAGCACUCAUCUCUGUAGCAAUUUUAUAGUUGUGGGUGUGAUUACUGAUUCUGGUCUCCGCCUUUCAUCAGACUGGGAGCUCUGCGGGGGCAGGGCCUGGGUUUGCUGCUCUAUUUCCAGGGUCUGCACACAAGGGCUGCUUCUGAAGAUUCCCUGAGCAUUGACUGCAGGUUCACUGGGUGCCGGGGGCGAGAGACAGGGUAAAUGAACCCUGCUUCCUGGGUGUCAGGGCAGGUGGGUCCUGCUGGAAGGAGGCAUCAGGCGUGGUGGACAAACUGGUCUGUAGGGUAUAGGUACCAAGCUCCCCACACUUACAGGAGGCCGCGCCCCACAAGGACCAUGUUUCUGGGAGGUCUGAGAGGACACCCGGGAGGGCAAGAGUGUGGGAUUUAACAAACCCUGAGGCUUCUGCUGAUCUAGAGAGUAUAUGAUAAGGUGAUGGGGCCACAGGGUAGGAGAUCCAGGGGUGAUGAAAAUAAUGAUGGCAAAGGAGUGAAUGUUUAUUGAGGGCUCUUGAGGGUCCUAGGCAUGUCUCUAUGUAGAAAGCCACUCCACAAGGUAUGUGUUAUUAUUGCCAUUUCACAAAUGGGUAAACUGAGGGCCCAGAAGGUGGUGUAAAAGAUCCAGGGUUACACAGGGAUAUGGCCACGAUUGGAACCCUGGCAUUCUGAUGCCACCUCCUUGAGGAUGCCCUCUUAGAAUGAAGACAGAGAACCCCAGACCCACUGAGGAGAUACCCCUUUGGAAAUGUCACAUGGGUUUAUAAAACCCUUCUAGGGGGGUAAAUUCCCAGGAGGUGACACCCACCUACCCUUAGGGUUUGUGCAAACUGGUUUCUGGCCCAGAGCUGCUUGGUGGUCUUGCUGCCAGGGCUGGUCUGGAACCAUCUGGUACAUCUCCACCCCUGCUGGGGCCCGAGAAUCCUUGGAGGCCCCAGAGCCCCAUGUUCUCAGAGUGGGGCCUGGGAGAGGCUUCCCCACAGCUGGCCCAGGGGCUGCGCCGGAAAAAUAAGCCGUGCAGAAAGGGGGGAAAAAACAAUGAAGAAAAAAGAAAAAAAUGUGCUGUUAUUUUUAAAAAGCCUGUUUCCUAUUGCAGAUUUGUAUCUGUGUUGGAAAGCCCGGUGUUCGCGUGGUGCAGCCACACUCGUGGUGGUGUCCUUGGCCAGGGCUCUGUAAAAGGGGAGGCCUGGGGCCUCCUUUAGUUCUUCCUUUCUUCAUCAGGUGAUCAGGGCCCAUGGGCCAUCCCUGGGCCAGGUACUGUGCUAGGCUUGGGGGUGCAAGGAGAACCCAGUCUCUGCUCCUGUAGAACUUAUGGACCAGCGUGGGAGGUGAGCAAUUAACCAGGCAGUUAAAGAUUCUAGUACAAGGAUGUAAGGCAGAUGGCCACCGACUCUAGGUCAAGGGAAGCUUCCUGGAGGAGGAGGUGGCCUUCGAGCUGGGUUUCGAAGGGUUGAGGAGAUAGUAGAGAGGGGCGAGGCAUUCUUAUGUGGGGUAUGGCUUGUGCAAAGGCCUGGGCACACAGAAGGGCUUGGAGAAACUCAAGUAGUUCGGUUUCCCUCCCUAUAAGUGGAGACUGUAGGAUCAGUCCAGGGCCACAUUCUUUGGACAAAACUUUUUUCCUCCCUGUCCUCAUGACCAGAUUUAAGAAGAACACAUAUUGUGCCCCCUGAGGUCCCUUCUAUAUCCAUUUAUGGAUGGGAAGCUCAAGCAAGUUCAGAGAGGUUAAGUGACUAGCUCCAGAUCACCCAGCUAUAAUCUAAUCUUUCCAGUCACCCGAGAAACCCACAUUUAUAAAUGUAGCCUCAGGGGUGGCCUACCUGUGUUAGUUAACGAUUCCCAGCAGGUCUCCUGGGUGCUUUAAAUGUGGGAUUUGAUUUAUCCCUUGGUUUACACAGCUGGUUACAGGCCCUUCUCCCCACCUGGGAACCUCAUGGGUGAGAACUUGCAGGCACAUUUGGACAGACCAAGAGUCUCCAAUGAAAUGACAUGGGCUGAAGGAGGCGGGGAGAGGGGAGGGGGCAGACGGCUGCUGACUGUCCUGCUCCCUAGCAUCAGCCUCAGAUCCCUGGUGAGUGCUAAGGGGCAGGGACCCUUUAUGCAAAGCCACACCUGGGCCUCCAGCCUUCAGUGCCUUCUAGAACUUUCCCUUCCACCACUCUCUCUAACCCCCCCAACCCGACCCGUAAGGCCAACGGGGACUCCUCCCAACUCAUCUUUUUCCAGAUUCCCCUGUCAAUGGCCCGUGAGGCCCAUGGGCUGGCUCUCAUGAACCCCAUUUUAGAGCUGAGAAGAUGGGGGAUCCCAGAGAGAAAGUGGCAUGCCAGAGGUUGUACUGUUUAGGGAGUGACCAAGCUAAAUCCCAAAUCUAGGACCCCUUCCUCUGCACCCACUAUCCUCCUGCAAUCAUCAGAGUAAGAUGGGGAAUUCUGAGAGCUUUUGGCCCAGUCUCUGUGCCCUGCUUUCCAGAAGGAGUGGCUGUGGGGGGGGGGUACUGCUUGACUCUGCUGUGACAGCAGCUCACCCCUUCCUAAGGAGACAGAGGCAGCAGACCCGGGUCAUGUGCAUGAGGACCUGGGGGAAGGGGGAGGGGAGAGUGGCCAGCGGGCCUUCUCUGGCUCAUGGCGGGGCUGGGGGCCAGAGUGGGACCAGCAGACAAGGCGAGCAACUUGACCUGGGCACCGAGCUGGGCUGGUAUGGACGUCACCAAGCAAGUAAAUAUGGAACCACCCCCACAGUGUCAGCUUUCCCAGAGUGGCUUCUCCCACUAUCUCCCACUUUCCCAGAGGGAAAGGGGUGAGGGCCGGGAAGGGAUCCUGCUGCCCGAUGCUCGGGGGAUGGAGAUGGCCGGCUUGGGAGGCUCUGGGCUGGCCGACGGGCCUGGGGAACAGCCCACCGGACCCUCAGCCCCAGCAGGGAGUGAGCCUUUCGUGGGGGCGGCUGACUGGGAGCCAGCCCGGGUGGACUCAGCAUUGUCAUGGCCCAAGGACAGAAUGACUGACAACAUGAAGGAGUGCCUGGCCCAGACCAAGGCGGCUGUGGGGGAUAUGGUGACCGUGGUGAAGACCGAGGUCUGCUCCCCACUCCGAGACCAGGAGUAUGGCCAGCCCUGCUCUAGGAGACCAGACCCCUCACCCAUGGAAGUGGAGCCCAAGAAACUGAAGGGGAAGCGUGAGCUCAUCAUGCCCAAAAGCUUCCAGCAAGUGGACUUCUGGUUCUGCGAGUCCUGCCAGGAGUACUUUGUGGAUGAGUGCCCGAACCACGGUCCCCCAGUGUUUGUGUCCGACACGCCAGUGCCCGUGGGCAUCCCAGACAGGGCUGCCCUCACCAUCCCGCAGGGCAUGGAGGUGGUCAAGGAAGCCAGUGGGGAGAAUGACGUGCGAUGCAUAAAUGAGGUCAUCCCCAAGGGCCACAUCUUCGGCCCCUAUGAGGGGCAGAUCUCCACCCAGGACAAAUCAGCUGGCUUCUUCUCCUGGCUGAUUGUGGACAAGAAUAACCGCUACAAGUCUAUAGAUGGGUCAGACGAGACUAAAGCCAACUGGAUGAGGUACGUGGUCAUCUCCCGGGAGGAGAGGGAGCAGAACCUGCUGGCCUUCCAGCACAGCGAGCGCAUCUACUUCCGAGCGUGCCGGGACAUCCGGCCUGGGGAACGGCUCCGGGUCUGGUACAGCGAGGACUACAUGAGGCGUCUACACAGCAUGUCCCAGGAAACCAUCCACCGCAAUCUGGCCAGAGGAGAGAAGAGGUUGCAGAGGGAGAAGUCUGAGCAGGCUCUGGAUAACCCAGAAGACCUGAGGGGUCCCAUUCAGCUCCCCGUGUUGAGACAGGGCAAAAGUCCGUACAAGCGUGGCUUUGAUGAGGGGGACGCACACCCCCAGGCCAAGAAGAAGAAGAUUGACCUCAUUUUCAAGGAUGUGUUGGAGGCUUCGCUGGAGUCUGCAAAGGCGGAAGCUCGUCAGUUGGCUUUGAGCACCUCGCUGGUCAUCAGGAAGGUCCCCAAGUACCAGGACGAUGCCUACAGUCGGUGUGCUAUGAGCGUGUCCCAUGGCGUGCAGAAUGUCAGCCGGACCUCAGGGGAAGGGGACUGGAAGAUCCCGCAGGGGGCUUCCAAGGAGCCAGGCCCAUUGGAGGAUGAAGAGGAGGAGCCUUCGUCCUUCAAGGCCGACAGUCCCGCAGAGGCCUCCCUUGCGUCCGACCCUCACGAGCUUCCCACCACCUCCUUUUGCCCUAACUGUAUCCGCCUAAAGAAGAAGGUUCGGGAACUUCAGGCUGAACUAGACAUGCUUAAGUCCGGGAAGCUUCCCGAGGCCCCUGUAUUGCCAACACAGGUACUGGAGCUCCCAGAGUUCUCGGACCCUGCAGCCUCGGAGAGCCUGGUCUCCGGCCCCGCCCUCAUGGAGGACGACGACCAGGAGGUCGAUUCUGCCGAUGAGUCCGUGUCCAACGACAUGAUGACCGCCGCCGACGAGCCCUCCAAGCUGUCUUCCGCCAGCGGGCGCCGCAUCCGCCGCUUCAAGCAAGAGUGGCUGAAGAAGUUCUGGUUCCUGCGGUACUCCCCAACCCUCAACGAGAUGUGGUGCCACGUAUGCCGUCAGUACACCGUGCAGUCAUCCCGCACGUCGGCCUUCAUCAUCGGCUCCAAGCAGUUCAAGAUCCACACCAUCAAGCUGCACAGCCAGAGCAACCUGCACAAGAAGUGUCUGCAGCUGUACAAGCUGCGGAUGCACCCCGAGAAGACGGAGGAGAUGUGCCGCAACAUGACCCUGCUCUUCAACACCGCCUACCACCUGGCGCUCGAGGGCCGGCCCUACCUGGACUUCCGGCCACUGGCCGAGCUCCUGCGCAAGUGCGAGCUCAAGGUGGUGGACCAGUACAUGAACGAGGGCGACUGCCAGAUCCUCAUUCACCACAUCGCGCGCGCGCUGCGCGAGGACCUGGUGGAGCGCGUCCGCCAGUCGCCCUGCCUCAGCAUCAUCUUGGACGGGCAGAGCGACGACCUGCUGGCCGACACGGUGGCUGUCUACGUCCAGUACACCAGCAGCGACGGCCCCCCGGCCACCGAGUUCCUGUCCCUGCAGGAGCUGGGCUUCUCCAGCACCGAGAGCUACCUGCAGGCUCUCGACCGGGCCUUCUCGGCUCUGGGCAUCCGGCUGCAGGACGAGAAGCCCACUGUGGGCCUGGGCAUCGACGGAGCCAACAUCACGGCUAGCCUGCGCGCCAGCAUGUUCAUGACCAUCCGCAAGACGCUGCCGUGGCUGCUGUGCCUGCCCUUCAUGGUGCACCGGCCCCACCUGGAGAUCCUGGACGCCAUCAGCGGCAAGGAGCUGCCCUGCCUGGAGGAGCUGGAGAACAACCUGAAGCAGUUGCUGAGUUUCUACCGGUACUCGCCGCGCCUCAUGGGCGAGCUGCGGUCCACGGCGUCCACCCUGUGCGAGGAGACAGAGUUCCUGGGGGACAUCCGCGCUGUGAGGUGGAUCAUCGGGGAGCAGAACGUCCUCAACGCCCUCAUUAAAGACUACCUAGAGGUGGUGGCCCACCUCAAGGACGUCAGCAGCCAGACGCAGCGGGCCGAUGCGUCGGCCAUUGCGCUGGCCCUGCUUCAGUUCCUCAUGGACUACCAGUCCGUCAAGCUCAUCUACUUCCUCCUCGAUGUGAUCGCUGUGCUCUCGCGCCUGGCCUAUGUCUUCCAGGGCGAGUACCUCCUGGUGUCGCAGGUGGACGACAAGAUCGAGGAGGCCAUCCAGGAGGUCAGCCGCCUGGCCGACUCCCCCGGGGAGUACCUGCAGGAGUUCGAGGAGAACUUCCGAGAGAGCUUCAACGGGAUCGCCAUGAAGAACCUCAGGGUGGCCGAAGCCAAGUUCCAGUCCGUCAGGGAGAAGAUCUGCCAGAAGACCCAGGUGAUCCUGGCUCAGAGGUUUGAUUCCCGCAGCCGGAUCUUUGUGAAGGCCUGCCAGGUGUUCGACCUGGCCGCCUGGCCCAGGAACAGCGAGGAGCUCCUGAGCUAUGGCAAGGAGGACAUGGUGCAGAUAUUCGAUCACCUGGAGGCCAUCCCGACCUUCUCCCGGGAUGUCUGCAGGGAGGGGCUGGACCCCCGGGGCAGCUUGCUGAUGGAGUGGCGGGAGCUCAAGGCGGAUUACUAUACCAAAAAUGGCUUCAAAGACCUGAUUGGCCACAUCUGCAAGUACAAACAGCGCUUCCCGCUCUUGAACAAGAUCAUCCAGGUCCUCAAAGUCCUCCCCACGUCCACUGCCUGCUGCGAGAAAGGCCGCAACGCCCUGCAGCGAGUCCGCAAAAACCACCGCUCCCGCCUGACCCUGGAGCAGCUCAGCGACCUGCUGACCAUCGCUGUGAACGGCCCGCCGAUCGCCAACUUCGACGCCAAGCGAGCCCUGGACAGCUGGUUCGAGGAGAAAUCUGGCAACAGUUACGCACUGUCCGCCGAGGUCCUCAGCAGGAUGUCGGUGCUGGAGCAGAAGCCCGUGCUGCAGACCGUGGACCACGGGUCCGAGUUUUACCCGGACAUCUAGGGGGCCGGCAACCCAGAGUUCACUAAGCUGUUGAAUAUUUUUUUAAUCUAUACUCAUAAGCUUUGA